This is a messenger RNA of Lodderomyces orthopsilosis Co 90-125, 4332 nucleotides long. RefSeq names its product DNA-directed RNA polymerase III core subunit. Gene Ontology annotation, biological process: DNA-templated transcription. Gene Ontology annotation, molecular function: DNA-directed RNA polymerase activity; DNA binding. NCBI's taxonomy places the organism in Eukaryota, Fungi, Ascomycota, Pichiomycetes, Serinales, Debaryomycetaceae. The transcript has a single exon. The record is from RefSeq and is a predicted model, not a curated record. Bases 1 to 4332 code for a protein of 1443 amino acids.
AUGGGUAAAGAAGUCGUGUUGGAUAUUGCCCCCAAAUGCAUUGAUGGGUUAGACUUUUCUGCACUUUCAGCGAAGGAUAUCGUUGCACAAUCAGAAGUUGAGAUUCAGACUAGAGACUUGUAUGAUUUGGAGAAAGGAAGAGUGCCAAAGGAAGGUGGAGCCUUGGAUACCAGAAUGGGUAUCUCUUCAAACUCGUCAGAAUGUGCUACAUGUCACGGUAAUCUCGCAUCAUGUAAUGGUCAUUUUGGCCAUAUUAGACUCGCGUUGCCAGUGUUUCAUGUGGGUUAUUUCAAAGCUGUCAUAUCAGUGUUGCAAUGUGUUUGCAAAAACUGUGGAGCCAUAUUACUAGAACCACAAGCCAAGCGUCAAUUUUUGUCAGAGUUGAGGCGACCAAACAUUGAUAACUUAAAGAGGAUGAAAAUUUUAAAGAAAAUCAAUGAUCAAUGUAAAAAGCAACGACGCUGUUUAAAGUGUAAUCAUGUUAAUGGUGUUGUAAAAAAAGCGGCCAGUGGUGCGGGACCUGCAUCGUUAAAGAUUGUACACGAUACAUUUAGAUGGAUUGGUAAGAAAGAUACACCAGAAAAAACAGUUUGGGAUGAGGAUUUAGAUUUGGUGUUUAAACGGAACCCCGAUUUAGAGAAAUUCGCAAAGAGGAUUCAAGAGGAUUUCAAUCCGUUAAAAACCUUGAACUUGUUUAAACAGAUCAUCCCCGAAGAUUGUGAAUUGCUUGGAAUGGAUGCUUCCAAGGGUGGCAGACCCGAGAUGUAUAUAUGGAGAUAUCUACCGGCUCCACCAGUUUGUAUCAGACCUUCGGUUAUGAUGGAUGCGCAAUCGAACGAAGAUGAUCUUACAGUCAAGCUUACGGAAAUUGUUUGGACUUCGUCGAUGAUUAAAGCAGGAAUUGCCAAAGGUAUUUCUAUCAAUAAUUUAAUGGAGCAGUGGGAUUACUUACAACUUUCUGUGGCAAUGUAUAUCAAUUCCGACGCCGCUAAUCCAGCUUUGAUGUCUGGUGGAGGUGGCGGUGGCUCGAAAUCUGCAAAACCUAUACGUGGGUUCUGUCAGAGAUUGAAAGGUAAACAGGGCCGUUUUAGAGGAAAUUUGUCAGGUAAAAGAGUGGAUUUCUCUGGUAGAACUGUCAUUUCACCAGAUCCCAACUUGAAAAUAGAUGAAGUCGCAGUUCCCGAUAGAGUAGCUAAAGUAUUGACAUAUCCUGAAAAAUGUACCAGAUAUAACAAGAAAAAGUUGCAGUGUUUGAUUAUUAAUGGACCCGAUGUACAUCCGGGAGCAAACUAUGUAAUGAAGCAGAAUGAAGCAGGAAAGAGGAAUUUGAGAUUCGGUGAUCGUGUUAAAUUGGCAAAAUCCUUACAGAUUGGUGAUGUUGUUGAACGUCAUAUUGAAGAUGGCGAUGUGGUCUUGUUCAAUCGUCAACCUUCGUUACACAGAUUAUCAAUUUUGGCACAUUACGCGAAAGUCCGUCCUUGGAGAACCUUUAGAUUGAACGAAUGUGUUUGUACGCCAUAUAACGCUGAUUUCGAUGGUGAUGAAAUGAACUUGCAUGUUCCUCAAACCGAAGAGGCUAGAGCUGAAGCAAUUAAUUUGAUGGGAGUUAAGAAUAAUUUGUUAACGCCAAAGUCAGGUGAGCCUAUUAUUGCCGCCACUCAAGAUUUCAUAACUGGUUCGUAUUUGAUUUCGCAUAAGGAUUCCUUUUUUGAUCGUGCGUCAUUAGUACAACUAUUGAGUAUGAUGUCAGAUGCUGAUAUUCAAUUUGAUAUUCCACCGCCAGCAAUAAUGAAACCAGUCAUGCUUUGGACUGGUAAGCAAGUGUUUUCAUUAUUGAUCAAACCAAACAGACAAAGUAAAGUUGUUAUUAAUUUAAAUGCUAAGAACAAGACAUUUCAUCCACCUGCGAAAGGAUUACCAAGUGAGAUGUCCCCAAACGAUGGUUUCGUUCUCAUUAGGGGCUCUCAAAUCCUUAGUGGGUUGAUGGAUAAAUCAACCUUAGGAGAUGGUAAGAAACACUCUGUUUUUUACACUAUACUUCGAGACUAUGGUCCUCAAGAAGCGGCAGCUGCAAUGAAUAGAAUGGCAAAGUUAUGUGCUCGAUUUUUGGGUAAUCGUGGAUUCUCCAUUGGUAUCAACGAUGUGACUCCUGCUCACGAAUUGAAGCAAAAGAAAGAAUUGAUGGUUGAACAAGCGUAUCUUAAAUGUGACCAGUUGAUUGAUUUGUACAAUAGAGGCAAGUUAGAAACUCAACCUGGUUGUAAUGAGGAACAAACUCUUGAAGCCAAAAUUGGUGGUUUGUUGUCCAAGGUUAGAGAAGAAGUGGGUGAUGUUUGUAUUCGUGAAUUGGAUUCUUUAAAUGCUCCAUUGAUUAUGGCUACAUGUGGUUCAAAGGGUUCCACGUUGAAUGUUUCGCAGAUGGUGGCUGUUGUUGGUCAACAAAUCAUUUCAGGUCAUCGUGUUCCUGAUGGUUUUCAAGAUCGUUCAUUACCUCAUUUCACCAAGAACUCGAAAACGCCACAAUCUAAAGGGUUCGUUAGAAAUUCAUUCUUUAGUGGUUUAUCGCCACCGGAAUUCUUGUUCCAUGCUAUUUCAGGAAGAGAAGGUUUGGUUGAUACUGCGGUGAAAACGGCUGAGACUGGUUAUAUGUCACGUCGUUUGAUGAAGUCCCUUGAAGAUCUUUCUUCGCAAUACGACAACACUGUCCGUAAUUCGUCAAAUGGUAUUGUUCAGUUUACUUACGGUGGUGACGGUUUGGAUCCAUAUGACAUGGAAGGUGACGCAAAACCAGUAAACUUUGUUAGGCAAUGGGAUCACGCAUAUAACGUUACAUAUAAUGUUAAUGACAAACCAUUGUUGCCGUAUGAAAUAAAUGAACUAGCCGACAAGACAUUGAAACCACUUGUUGACAAGCUUGCUGUUGUUAGUGAUGAAGUGCAAAAUAAGGAUGAGCUUGUCGAUCAAAAAGACGCUGAAAGAGCAUUUUAUGAAUCGGUCAGAGAGUUUUUACGUGAUAAGGCUGAAACACUUGCACGGUUGAGAGAAAGUAGAGGGCUACAAGCAUUCUACACUAGAGUGAAUGAAGAUGACAUCCAAUUGGAUGAAGAUGAAGCCAAAAUCAACGCUGUGAACCAAUUGUUGAAAAUAUCACACAGGGCCGCCAAGGAGUUUAUGAAACAAUGUUUGUACAAAUAUUCGAGAGCGAAAGUAGAACCUGGAACAGCUGUUGGCGCUAUUGGAGCGCAAUCAAUUGGUGAACCAGGUACGCAAAUGACUUUAAAGACUUUCCAUUUUGCUGGUGUGGCAUCGAUGAAUGUAACUUUGGGUGUUCCACGUAUUAAGGAAAUUAUCAAUGCAUCCAAGACUAUAUCUACACCUAUCAUUAAUGCUGUUUUGGUCAAUGAUGACGAUGAAAUUGCGGCUCGUGUGGCAAAGGGAAGAAUUGAAAAGACAUUGUUGAAGGAUGUGGCAUUCUAUAUUGAAGAUGUGUAUAAAGACAAUAUGGCAUACUUGGCCAUCAAAGUGGAUUUGGAGACUAUAGAUAAAUUGCAGUUGGAAUUGACUAUCGAUAACAUUGCCCAAGCUAUUUGCAAGGCGCCCAAGUUAAAGAUUGCACCUUCCGAUGUCAUCAUUACCGGCAAGAAUAGGAUAAACGUGUUGUGCAAUGUUAAUGAAUCAAAGUCAGAGAGUUUGAAAUCGGCUAGUGAUUCACUAAAUGCACUCUUUUUUAGAAUGCAAACAUUGAAGAGGGUGUUGCCAGACAUUUGUAUCAAGGGGUUACCAAACAUCUUCCGUGCAGUUAUCAAUAUCAAAGAUGAUGGAAAGAAGGAAUUGCUUGUUGAGGGGUACGGUUUGAAAGAUGUCAUGAAUACUGAAGGUAUCGUUGGUACAAAAACUACUACCAAUCACGUUUUGGAAGUGAAUGAAAUCUUAGGUAUUGAAGCUGCCAGAGGCUCGAUCAUUAGAGAAAUUGACUACACAAUGAGUAAUCACGGUAUGAGUGUUGAUCCUCGUCAUAUUCAAUUGCUAGGAGAUGUCAUGACGUACAAAGGUGAGGUCUUGGGUAUCACAAGAUUCGGUCUCAGUAAAAUGCGUGACUCUGUAUUACAAUUGGCAUCAUUUGAGAAAACCACCGAUCACUUGUUUGAUGCUGCAUUCUUUAUGAAGAAGGAUAAGAUUGAAGGUGUUUCUGAGUGUAUUAUUUUGGGUAAGACAAUGAGCGUUGGUACUGGGGCGUUCAAAUUGGUUAAAUCAUCCAACUAUGAUGAAAAUGUGUUGAAGAGAAAGAACACCUUGUUUGAAUCUUGUUGUGAAGUGUCAACAACUGCUUAA